AUGUUGCCUAAAUUACAUGACAGCAUUCCAGAUAAUUCGAGUUUUGCGAACGAUCUUCCAGCUGUACGUUUGAUCAAACUUUUAUCCAAGGAAUCAUUAUCGUCACGACUAGCUAUACAAAUAACAACAGAUCAGUUUAUUAUUUUUCUCGAUUAUGAAGUUAUUAGUGAAACAUCAUCAAUUGAUGAAGCUUUAUGUAUUGUUAUUUCAUUAUAUGUUAUAUUUGAAUUACAAUUUGAAGAUCAAGAAGGUGGUGAUAUGAUAACAACGAAAUCAACAAAUUCAAAAACUCUUACAGCUACAGUCGAAAGUUUGACACAAGUCGAAGAUAGUCAAACUGAUGAUUUAUCAGUUGUUAUUCAAGCUCAAUUAAAUUUUUCAUUUAUAUUUAGGUUUACUCAAACAAUGAUUUUAUAUGAUGAACCAAAAAAAAGAGCUAAAAGUUGA
Messenger RNA from Adineta steineri, 447 nucleotides. NCBI's taxonomy places the organism in Eukaryota, Metazoa, Rotifera, Eurotatoria, Adinetida, Adinetidae. The record is from the annotation of a GenBank genome assembly.